Eruca vesicaria subsp. sativa (arugula) is the source of this 387-nucleotide messenger RNA. NCBI's taxonomy places the organism in Eukaryota, Viridiplantae, Streptophyta, Magnoliopsida, Brassicales, Brassicaceae. The record is from the annotation of a GenBank genome assembly.
AUGGAGCAGAGAAGUUCCUUACUAAUCCUCGGUUAUGUUCUCAUUGUUGCUUCAGUUUCACCACAAACGUGCAUACAUAACGGGAGAAACUUCGAAACCAACACGGCUCAAGAUGGCUUCUACAGCAGUUCCAUCGGACAAGAACCUAGUCGAGUCUACGCGGCAGGGAUCUCUAGAGUAGAUGCAAAUGAUUGUUCUGCUUGUAUCAAGGGUGCAUUUGGGUGGUUAAUACAAGAUUGUACUAACCACACAGACGCGUAUUACUUGGCAUUUGAUCCAAUUCUUUGCCUUGUCUGUUUCAGGAUCAGCAAGUUAUUGGGAGAUUGUACCGCAGUAUUUGGUCAUGAACGCUGCAAAUAUCAACUCAAAUCUAAUAGAGUUCUGUGA